Messenger RNA from Cervus elaphus (red deer), 3413 nucleotides. RefSeq names its product centrosomal protein 70 (gene CEP70). Bases 1004 to 2740 code for a protein of 578 amino acids. Gene Ontology annotation, cellular component: centrosome. NCBI's taxonomy places the organism in Eukaryota, Metazoa, Chordata, Mammalia, Artiodactyla, Cervidae. The record is from RefSeq and is a predicted model, not a curated record. Gene Ontology annotation, molecular function: gamma-tubulin binding. Gene Ontology annotation, biological process: regulation of microtubule cytoskeleton organization; cilium assembly. The transcript has 23 exons.
CGGUGUUCCAGCCGGGGCAGAGGCAGAUUCCUCGAUGAGCUCCUGCUCGAUUGGCCGACCUUCCACGGUGGGGUAACGGUCGCAGAGGCGGGGCCGGAGGCAGCUGAGCCGGCCGGGUGGAGCGCGCUGCGGGAGGUAGGCGGCGGCUGAGGAAGAUGAAGAUCCAGUUUCAUACGUGAGACUCACUGAGUGAUCAUUUCAUUGAGAUCAACUUGAAUGACGAGGUGAAAAGUGCAAGAGGAAUGUGGUAUGACUGAGAAAGAAAUAUAUCCUCUCAGUACCUUCUGGUCUCCAAAGUUCCUGUCAAGAAACCUGCUGGUAAUUCAAUUUUUUAUUGCCAAUCUCAACUUCUUUUGACUCUACAAAAGAAAUUGUAUCUAUAGCAGCCCCGAAAGCCAAGGAGUCCAGCAAAUCAUCAGAUAAGACUCAUGACUGAAAAACAGCGGGAAGAAGCAGAAUGGGAAAGCAUAAGUGUGCUGUUGAGGAUGCAUGGCUUAAAGCCUUUACCUCUAGUCAAAAGAACAGAUAUGAAAGAUCUCAUCAUUUUUGACAAACAGUCAUCACAAACAAUGAGGGAGAAUUUAAAAACAAUGAUGGAGGAAACAUCACGUCAACAGAACAUGAUCCACGAGCUCAUAGAAACUAAUAAACAGCUUAAGUAAGAGAAUGGAAAAAAUCUGUUUUGAAUUAAGAAGGAAUUGCAUCUCUGUUACUAGAAAUGAACUUCAGCAACAACUUCAGCAGCAGAUCAGGAACAACGAGCUAAUGACUUGGAACAAAUUAUGGAGAGUGUGAAGUCCAAAAUUGGUGAAAUGGAGGAUGAAUCUGUAAAUAGGGUUUGCCAGCAACAGAAUAAAAUAAAAGAACUUCAAAAGGAGCAUGAAGCUUUACAGGCAAUUCAAUUUCUUAUUGCCAAUCUCAACUUCUUUUGACUCUACAAAAGAAAUUGUAUCUACAGCAGCCCCUAAAGCCAAGGAGUCCAGCAAAUCAUCAGAUAAGACUCAUGACUGAAAAACAGCGGGAAGAAGCAGAAUGGGAAAGCAUAAGUGUGCUGCUGAUGAUGCAUGGCUUAAAGCCUUUAUCUCUAGUCAAAAGAACAGAUAUGAAAGAUCUCAUCAUUUUUGACAAACAGUCAUCACAAACGAUGAGGGAGAAUUUAAAAACAAUGAUGGAGGAAACAUCACGUCAACAGAACAUGAUCCAGGAGCUCAUAGAAACUAAUAAACAGCUUAAAAAUGAACUUCAGCAACAACAAAGCCGAGCUGCAGAUCAGGAACAACGAGCUAAUGACUUGGAACAAAUUAUGGAGAGUGUGAAGUCCAAAAUUGGUGAAAUGGAGGAUGAAUCUGUAAAUAGGGUUUGCCAGCAACAGAAUAAAAUAAAAGAACUUCAAAAGGAGCAUAAAGCUUUACAGGCAAAAUGUGAACAUUAUAAGAAAAAACGAAUGGAGCAACAAGAGACUAUUGCUGCUUUGCAGAAGGAUAUCUAUAGGUUAACACAGGAAGAAGAAGAACGCAUUAUCACUCAAAAUAGAGUGUUUUCUUAUCUCUGCAAAAGAGUUCCGCAUACCGUCUUGGAUAAACAGUUGCUUUGCCUUAUUGAUUACUAUGAAUCUAAAAUUAGAAAAUUUCAUAAACAAAGACAAUAUAAAGAAGAUGAAAGUCAGUCAGAAGAAGAAGAUUAUAGAAGCCUGAGUGCUUCACCAACUUACAACGGCCUUCUAAUGUCAUUACAGAAUCAACUCAAGGAAUCAAAAUCUAAGAUAGAUGUACUUUUAAGUGAAAAGCUGAAUCUUCAAAAAGAUUUGGAAGCCAGGCCUACACAGCAUGAAUUAAGACUUUAUAAACAACAAGUGAAGAAACUGGAGAAAGCCCUUAAGAAAAACGUCAAAUUACAGAAUAUUAUCAGUCAAAAAAAGGCUGAGGACAAAGAGGGAAAAGAUGAGCCCAGCAAAGAUAACCAGCAACAGGCUCUGAUUGACCAGAGAUACUUCCAGGUAUUGAGUAGCAUCAAUUCAAUUAUUCAUAAUCCAAGAGCUCCAGUAAUAAUAUAUAAACAGAGCAAAGGAACAGCCCAACAUUUUAAUAGAGAUCUUAUUCAGGAUUGUGGAUUUGAGCAUCUUGUUCCUAUAAUAGAAAUGUGGGCAGAUCAACUGGCUUCCUUAAAGGAUUUAUAUAAGUCCUUGAAAAUACUGUCUGCAGAACUGGUGCCUUGGCAUAAUUUAAAGAAGCAGGAUGAAAAUGAAGGUAUCAGAGUUGAAGAUCUGUUGUUUAUAGUAGAUACCAUGUUGGAAGAAGUUGAAAAUAAGGCAAAGGACAGCAAUAUGCCAGACUUCCACAUUUUGCGAGCUAUUGUUUCUCACUUCCAAAAAUUAUUUGAUGUUCCAUCUUUAACUGGGGUCUAUCCUCGAAUGAAUGAAGUUUAUACUAGGCUUGGAGAAUUGAACAAUGCUGUGAGAAACCUCCAAGAACUCUUAGAACUAGAUAGUUCAUCCUCAUUGUGUGUGCUGGUAAGCACAGUUGGAAAAUUGUGUAGGCUGAUUAAUGAAGAUGUGAAUGAAAAGAUUAUGCAGGUAUUAGGACCUGAAGACCUUCAAAGCAUUAUCCGCAAAUUGGAAGAACAUGAGGAAUUUUUCCCAGCAUUUCAGGCAUUUACUAAUGAUCUACUCAAAAUCUUAGAAAUUGAUGACUUGGAUGCCAUUGUACCUGCAGUAAGGAAAUUAAAAAUACUUUCAUACUGAAAACAAAUCAAAUCAUUUUUACUGUGUAAAUUGCAUUCUUAACAUCCUAAGUAUUUUGUAGGAUUGAUCUUACUCUGAGACAUGGGUUAUAAAAUGUAUUUACCCCAAAAUUUACCCCCUUCUUUCUAUUGAGGCCUCAUCUGUAUAAUUUUUAUUGACUUUGAGAUUCUUUUAUAGAAAAAAAUUGCUGUUUAAUUAAUAAAUUAACUUUAGAUCCUUGAAUAAUUCUUAAGCAGUUCUUGAGUACUUAAAAUUUAAGAUUGUUUUAAAGUACAGUGUGUGAAUAAGAGAGAAACUCAGGGAGAGAUAAUGCAAGUAAUAGAAAGGUUGCAUUUAAGUUCAGAGUUUAGUGACCUUUUUGGUUCUAGGAACAAGGAAUGCCAAUGUCUGUCUUUAUCCAACCAGCAGGAAGAUAUUGCUUUCCUGGCAAGGAAAUGGCACAUUCUAUUAAGAUAUCCCUCAUAACAUUUGCCCUUUCAGAGCAGAAGGAACAAUAGGAAGAAGGAAAAAAAAAUUUUCCUGUUAGGGUAGGAAAGAAUUAUGAGGUAAAAUAGAUGAGUAGGUGUUAAGCCUCUCAUUUAAAAAAGUGUCUUUUUUACUGUCUUCAUGUGAUGUACCUUUUAUAAGGGCAUGAAAUCUUAAAUAAAAUUUUGUAAAGAAUUUCCAAAUGUAA